AUGACCGCACGAGGAGCACUUGGAAGAUGCCCCCGGUCCCAGUCCUUGGCCGCCUGGGCCGGGCUCCGGAACCUUCCGGAGCCCCCAGCAGGGCCAUGCACCUUGGAUGCGGGCUGGGCAAGGUUUCACACACUAAACUUCAAGGGCGGAGGGCUGUCUCGGGAGGCGAAAAGGCCCGCCUGCUUGCUCCCCGAGCCCUGGGACGGCCGGAGUUCCCAGGGCAGCGCAGGGCGCGGGCAGCUGCAUGCGAGGCGUGCCCACAUCCAGAGACCAAGGGCCUUCACAGUGGAGGCUGGCCUCCUCCUCCUGCAGCGUCCUGGGCCGCAGGCCGGCCUCCACGGGGAGCGGUUCCUCCACCAAGCCCACUCCCUCUGGGCUCAGGCCAGCAGCCCAGCAACGGGAAAAGGCCAGGUGGAUGAAGUGGCCCUGCAUCCAGGCGGGCCGGGGCUCUGCUCCCCCGGACGAAGCCAGACAUUCUGGGAGCUCGUCUUCCUGGUGCAGGAACCCCAAGCUGAGGAGCUCGACGUGGGGCUCAGACUUUCCUGCUCCUUGGGGGAAACCUCUGCAAUUGUGAAAUCCAUCCCACUGAACAUGAGCAAAAGCUACACCAUGAGGUACCAUGGAAGGGUAACCUACGAUGCUGACGUGCUAAAGAUGUUUUGGGAGAAAAAAAUCAAGCUUCACAUGGAACUACUGCAGAAGGAGGACAUGAGGAUCCGUGGGAGCGCCCUGGACAGGCUCCGCGGCGAGUGGGCUCGGCAGCUGGAGAGGAGGAAUCAGAUGCUGCAGACCUCCCAGGAGGCGCCCCCGCGGCCAGCCCCGCCCUGCACCCCCACCCUGGGCGCCGGCGACCAUCCAGCGGCCUGA
Rangifer tarandus platyrhynchus (Svalbard reindeer) is the source of this 867-nucleotide messenger RNA. The record is from the annotation of a GenBank genome assembly. Lineage: Eukaryota; Metazoa; Chordata; Mammalia; Artiodactyla; Cervidae.